Molecule: messenger RNA, 409 nt
Organism: Rhincodon typus (whale shark)
Lineage: Eukaryota; Metazoa; Chordata; Chondrichthyes; Orectolobiformes; Rhincodontidae
Product: VPS37B subunit of ESCRT-I
Exons: 2
Biological process (GO): protein targeting to vacuole; protein targeting to membrane; ubiquitin-dependent protein catabolic process via the multivesicular body sorting pathway
Cellular component (GO): ESCRT I complex
Source: RefSeq, a predicted model, not a curated record
UGCGGUUUCUGCGAUGCUAUUGGCCAAGGGAGAUGUCCUUCAACGCGGUGUGGGUAGGUUUCCGGUCGGCGUUCGGUCGCCUUAGGAGCCGGGCAUUGGGAGUGAGCGAAGGUAUCAUGUCGCUGCCGGAUCUGUCUUCCCUGAGCCUGCAGGAGCUCAACGAGCUGCUGGAGGAUGAGGGCAAGCUGAAUAAGAUGGCGGAGGGGAUGGAAGAGGUACGGAAUAUACAGCCAAAUAAAGACAUGAGCCUUGCUAGUAACCGUAGUCUAGCAGAACAGAAUCUGGAAUAUCACCCCAAAUUGGACUGUUUGAAAAUCCAAUUAAUUAGGAAAUAUCAAGAACUACAGACACUAUUUGAAGCAUAUCAAAUGAGGAAGUCAAAAUUAGGUAAUCUGUUCUCCCUGUUAUC